Molecule: messenger RNA, 750 nt
Organism: Aspergillus alliaceus
Lineage: Eukaryota; Fungi; Ascomycota; Eurotiomycetes; Eurotiales; Aspergillaceae
Exons: 2
Coding region: 1-750 (249 amino acids)
Source: RefSeq, a predicted model, not a curated record
AUGGCUCACGCAUCAGCCCUGGCCGUGUUCUCACGCCUACCAUACGAGGUAUGGGAGAGGAUUUGGGAAUGCUUCGCCCAUGUAAGUACUGAUACAAACUACGACGACCUCAUAUCUCCGAAACAUCCAAAAACAGACAUGCGUAUCCUACGCAAUAGUUGGUAUAUCUGUGAAGAAGUAAAAGAGUUAUCUACAAGAGGUGCCACCUGCAACUGUGCGCAUCGCACCAUUACGACCCACUGGAUAUGGAUUCGCCUCAGAAAAAUUGGAUGGUCUUCUCUUACACCACUGGGUAUCGUCAAUCCAGGCAGAGGCUAUGUGGGUGCUAAGUGGCUUGCAAAAUGCCUCGGAUCAUUUAUUUUGCCUGAUCCUGGGCGGAAGGGGGACUUCUGCGUUUGGAAGAGACUUGUCGACCUCGUGGGACUUACGAAGGGUUGGGGCAUUACCAAGCAGUUGAUCAUUCGACUUGGGAAGAUCGGUGAGGUGAAAUGGUGGGAUACGGAGGGACGCAACGGAAAUUCGCCCGAGAUAAUUGACAAAGAUGCCAUUAUGCUUCCUUUCUGUUCUCUACUGAAUGUGAAGAGCCUUCGAAUCGAAACAUAUUCUAAAGAAUUCACGGCCGUCAUCUAUAGCUCGCAAACCAUCUGCCGCGAGAUUUUAAACGUGGGCAACCGGAUCAACAAUCACACUAACUCGAACGAAAAGAUUACAGAAGGUGUUGGCCCGCGACUGGUACCGCAAGCUCAAUGA